Corythoichthys intestinalis (scribbled pipefish) is the source of this 2421-nucleotide messenger RNA. RefSeq names its product WAS protein family homolog 1 (gene wash1). Gene Ontology annotation, cellular component: WASH complex; recycling endosome; early endosome. Bases 313 to 1725 code for a protein of 470 amino acids. Gene Ontology annotation, molecular function: alpha-tubulin binding; gamma-tubulin binding. The record is from RefSeq and is a predicted model, not a curated record. Gene Ontology annotation, biological process: endocytic recycling; exocytosis; retrograde transport, endosome to Golgi. NCBI's taxonomy places the organism in Eukaryota, Metazoa, Chordata, Actinopteri, Syngnathiformes, Syngnathidae. The transcript is spliced from 11 exons.
UGCCAUUUUCCCAAUUUUUUUCGUCAGCGCCACUAGCUUUUCUGUUGCAUAUCCUCUGGAAAUAUUCAUUAGUAUACAAAAUUAAUAAUAUUUUUUAAAUUGCCUUUCACGCGUAAGCAGUACGUUUCUCACGGCUUUUUUUUUUUAAUACUGAAAACAUUUUUCGAGGGUACACAAACGCUACACGACGAACAGUGACGUCACAUGACACAUAUACACGGAAGUACGGCGCUUGUUGUUUUGCUAGUGUUGUUAGCCUAGCCUUUUCCGACACAUAAAUGCCCUGAGAGUAUAAAUAAGUGCACUAAAUAAAUGGUCAGGAUGACCCAGAAGCUUUGCCUGGAGGGUCAGGUGUACUCUGUGCCUCUCAUCCAGCCAGACCUGAGGAGAGAAGAGGCUGUUCUUCAGAUAGCAGAUGCAUUGUUCUUCCUGGAAACCAUCUCCACAGAUAUUUUCAGGAGGGUGUCCGAGAGUGUGGAAAAAAAUCGCUGCCACCUGCAGAGUGUCACCGACAGGAUUCGACUGGUUCAGGCUCGUGUUGACAGGAUCAAAGGCAGUAAAAAAGCCACCAAGGUUUUCUCUAGUGCCAAAUACCCGGCCCCAGACCGACUCCAAGACUAUUUGUCUAUCUUCAACGGAGCCACGGACCCCUCGACACAAGCCCGUCAGCAACAAAGGAUACAUAAUAAGCUUCGGCCCUUUGAUGAGAAGACAUUACAGGAGAAGCUGGUGUAUUUCCCUGUUUGCAUAGGCAAAAAGAAGAAGUUGGAGGAUGAGACGGAAGAAGGGCUGGGCAGCCUGCCCCGCAACAUCUCCUCCGUCAGCUCGUUGUUGCUCUUUAACACCACUGAAAACCUCUACAAGAAAUACGUGUUUCUCGAUCCUCUGGCGGGAGCUGUGACCAAGACGCACACGACCAUCACGACUGAAAAAGAGGAUAAGCCUUUUGACGCGCCGCUGUCUAUCACUAAGAGAGAGCAGCUCGAGAGACAGACUGCAGAGAACUACUUCUAUGUACCAGACUUGGGUCAGGUGCCCGAGAUUGACGUGCCGUCGUACCUGCCUGACCUGCCGGGCAUUGCCGAUGACCUGUCCUACAGCGCAGACCUGGGGCCUGGCUUUGCUCCGUCCGGUCCAACACAUAGCAUUCCCGAGCUUCCGGCCUUCUCGGAGGAGAGCGGCGGUGGUGAGAUGCAUCCUAUUGAUCUUCCUCCUCCCCCACCCCCUCCACCGCCGCCCCCACCACCACCGCCUCCUGCACAUGGCAUUCCUGCAGGACCACCUCCUCCUCCACCCCCUCCGCCGCCGCCACCUGCGGAAGCCACAACAGACGGUGUCCAAGGUCCUAGCUCAGGCCAAGUGGUCGGGGCUCCCUGCGAGGUGGUCCAGCCCUCAGACGGCCGCGCCAGCCUCUUGGAGUCCAUCCGCAACGCCGGCGGCAUCGGCAAAGCCAAGUUGCGCAACGUCAAAGAGCGCAAGAUGGAGAAGAAGAAACAGAAGGAGCAGGAACAAGUUGUAGCAGCAUCCAGCGGUGGCGACUUUAUGUCUGAUCUCUUCAACAAGCUUGCCAUGCGAAGGAAAGGUAUUUCUGGCAAAGGUCCGACCGGUUCGGAUUCAACUGAGCCCCUUGCCGGUACUGGAGGAGCGUUUGCAAGAAUGUCCGACGUCAUCCCGCCACUUCCCACACCGCAGACGACGACAGACGAUGCAGAUUGGGAAGUCUGAAGGGCUGAUAGUUUCAAUUUAAUGCACUGAAAAUUAGGGUUGGAACAGUUGUGGAAUGUAUCCAGUAAAUGUUUUAACAUGGGAAGUUAACUAGAAAGUUAAAAAUGUAAGAGUAUUAUUCAAGCAUAAAAAUUGAGUUUUGAUUUGUCAUAAGCAAAAACAAUACAAAAGGAUGACAGUUUAACACUGAUUUGUAAGAACCUCAGAGCUAUUCAUUUUUAAAUAUUUUAUUGAACAUUCAAUGUUUUCGAUGAAGAACAAAAAACAUUAAAGCAGGAAUAGCAGCGAUAUUAAAUGUACUUCCAUGAAAUCCAUCAGGACCUUCACCCCACUGAAUUUAACCCUGGAGAACACUUUUUUUUAAUUUACAGUCUUUACUAUGCGCCAAAAUUGGGUUUUCAAAGGUUAAAUUCAAUAACUCGAAAAAAAAUUGAUGUGUUAAUGCCAUGAAAGGUUUCCAAAAAAUUCCAAGAAUUUGAUUUCUGUUCUGAAUUCUGUUGAUAUAUAUUAUAAAUGAAUGAAGCAUUUGAUAUGUCUUUAUGACUAGAUUGUACCAAACCGGAAGUAUUACUUAGAAUUUGAUUGUAAAAUGCUGUAUGUAAUGUAAAAAGUUCAUGAAUUUCACCAGGAGUUACAAUGCUUGUUCAAGACGCAUUUUUCUUGCAUGUUUUUCUCUUCAAUAAACCAAUGUUUGCA